Molecule: messenger RNA, 739 nt
Organism: Acanthisitta chloris (rifleman)
Lineage: Eukaryota; Metazoa; Chordata; Aves; Passeriformes; Acanthisittidae
Product: 5'-nucleotidase domain-containing protein 3-like
Exons: 6
Molecular function (GO): 5'-nucleotidase activity
Source: RefSeq, a predicted model, not a curated record
GGACAAAGGCAUGAAGUUCAUAGUUGGCAAGGACUGGAGGGAUCUCUUUGAUGUGGUCAUUGUACAGGCUGACAAGCCAAACUUUUUCAAUGAUAAGCGAAGACCCUUUCGGAAGGUGAAUGAAAGGGGAGUAUUGCUCUGGGACAAAAUCCACAAGCUGCAGAAAGGUCAGAUUUACAAACAGGGGAACCUCUAUGAGUUUCUGAAGCUCACUGGCUGGAGAGGCUCUAAGGUUCUCUACUUUGGUGACCACAUAUACAGUGACUUGGCAGACUUGACCCUGAAGCACGGCUGGCGCACCGGUGCGAUUAUCCCGGAGCUGCGGUCAGAGAUUAAAAUCAUGAACACAGAGAAGUACAUUCAAACCAUGACCUGGCUGCAAACCUUGACAGGAUUAUUGGAACACAUGCAGGUUCACCGUGAUCCUGAUUCACAAAUGAUUUUGGAAGAAUGGAAGAAGGAAAGAAAAGAAUUGAGGGAGAUGAACAGGAAUUUCUUCAACGCACAAUUUGGAAGCUUAUUCAGAACUGAUGAGAAUCCAACUUACUUCCUGAGACGUCUCUCUAGAUUUGCAGAUAUCUACAUGGCAUCACUGAGUUGUCUCUUGAACUAUGAGCCUGAUUACACGUUUUAUCCAAGAAGGACUCCUUUGCAGCAUGAACUGCCUGGCUGGUCAGACCAGCUCUGCACUGGUACAUUCAGAAUACCUUUCCUACAAGAGACUGUUCAGAUCAAAUAA